This is a messenger RNA of Owenia fusiformis, 2444 nucleotides long. Lineage: Eukaryota; Metazoa; Annelida; Polychaeta; Sabellida; Oweniidae. The record is from the annotation of a GenBank genome assembly.
AUGAAUGGUGACCUUGGAUAUACACAUGAUGAUGAUGUAGUGCCGGUUGCCAUAGAGAGAGCACAGAUGAAUGGUGACAUACAGGAUGAUCCUCCUGAUGAGUAUGAGAUGGAGGGGGCCCGUGGUCGUCACAGAAGAGCAGUUCGCCAGCACCAUAACAACCGCCAUCUUGCCCAGGCAUACAACGAAAUCGUUAUGAGUAUACAAGCACAGCAGGAUAUCCGCCAUUUCUACCAUGAUUUUCGUCAUGAGGUUGACCUAAUAGAUGGUGCUAGAGAUCUGCAGCAGCAAGCACGCAGCAACAGCGAACGUAUCAGUAUAGAUGGAGAUAUUUUGAGUUAUAAUUGUACAGAUGAGAGCAACCUAGUUGGCGUGUAUAUAGGAGCACAACCUCUCUCAAAAGAAAACAGCUACUUUGAAGUAGAAAUCAUUGAUACAGGAGCCUCGGGAACAAUAUCUGUGGGACUGUGUCCACUUAGAUACCCCCUCACUAAGCAACCAGGUUGGAACUCAGAUUCUGUAGCUUACCAUGGUGACGAUGGCAAAUUGUUUAAAUCAAAUGGCCAUGGUCGUCCCUAUGGGGGAAAGUUCCAGGCAGGGGACAGAGUGGGGUGUGGAGUGAAGUUUGAACAGAUGCAGGUAGAACAUGGCAAACCAAGACAAAUGGUACCAGUAUUUUUCACAAGGAAUGGCAAGGAGCUUGGCACAGUAUUAAUGUUGAUGCCACCUGAUGGUCUGUAUCCUGCAGUGGGGAUGCACUCAGAAGGGGAAGAGGUGAAGCUUAACCUAGAGGCAGAAUGGGAACACACAGAUCACAUCUCAAUGUCGAUAGACAACUAUGAAGAAGAGUGGUCACGAUUACACGAUGUUAGACUUCGAGGACAGGUCCUUGAGUAUACAGGUCGUGGUAAGAGUAUUAUAGAUGUGGGACUAGCUCAAGCCAGAUACGCACUAGACACAACUAAUCACUACUAUGAAAUAGAAGUCAUAGAUCCAGGAGAAAACUGUUACAUCGCAAUUGGAGUAGCGCGAAGGGACUAUCCCAAGUAUCGUCACCCAGGCUGGAACAAAGGUUCUGUUGCUUACCAUGCCGAUGAUGGCAAACUCUUCCUGGGGAGUGGAAUCGGAGAACCAUUUGGACCCAAGUGUUUAAAAGGAGACAUCAUGGGAUGUGGUAUACUCUUCCCAAGAGACUACAACAGUGAGGAAGACUCAGACAUAUCUCCAGAUGUUUCCCCAGAUGCUGAGGAUAAAAUAGAUGAGCUGCUGAACCUGGAGUCAGAUUACCAUAGCUCUGAUUCUGAGGAGGAGGAAGACUGGUGGGAAAAACCAAAUGCAGAGACUGGCACUAAAGUACAGGUAUUUUUUACGCGAAAUGGAAAAACAAUUGGAAGGCGUGAGAUCCGAAUUCCAAAAGGCGGCUUCUACCCAACGGUUGGAAUGCUAAGUGGAGAUGAAAGAGUUAGAGUUGACCUUCACCCUCUGACUGGGUGACCUUGACUCAGGUCAUGAUGACCUGUUCUAUGUAUCGUGGCAGUCUCCUGUUUUCUUUCAGCCUGUUCUUUCUUUGCUCCUCCCCUCUGCAGAUAUUUAAUUCCCUGGUUGUUCUAGAUACAAAAUUUCCUUUAUCUCUUCAUUACUCUAAAUAUUGUCAUUUCAAGGCAAUUAAUCAAUAAAAUGGGAUGAGUAACACAUUGUGAAUAAGAAAUAGUGUCAUCAAGGAAAUCUCUUCAUUUCAAACCAGUGAUUCAUGGUAAAACUCAAAUAAGUGCCUGUAGAGAGGAAGAAGGAACAUACUGAAUGAAAUGCUGGGAGAUUGGUAUAUUGAAUAAGCUUAGGAAGAUGCAAUAUUAGACUUUGUUGCUUCUCUGAUUCAGGGUGCUUAGUUAAGUCAUUGAAUUAGAGAAAUCGUGAUCUGAAAGCUUCAAUGUAUUUUUUAUCCUGAUGAAGCCUCCUGCCAAAUGUUAUUUAUUUUCAUGUAAAAUAUUGUACAAAUGCAAAUUAUUUUAUGUUGAACUUACAUAUGCAAAUGCUAAUAUGUAUGUUGUUAUUGCCUUAUAUCCCCAAGUCUCAACAAGUUUACUUUUCAAUUCAUAACAAUAUUUUAUUAAUCAGUCACAGAGGCUUUGUUGAAGAAUGUUGAUAUAUUAUUAUUUUAUGUACAAAACUGUAAAUUAUUUUUGUGAAAUGUAUAUAUAUCACACUUAGUAGUAAAUGGACAGUGAAUGUUUUCUUGCUUGAAGGUUUGAAUCAGUAUAUUUAUUAAAUAUUUUAACACCUUAUGGUAAAAUAUUUUUACCAUCCUCAUACUCUUUGUACAUUAUUUUGUAAUACAUUAAAAGGUGCCAAGUUUUUUUUAUUUAUUACAUUGGUGAAAGGACUAUUCUCGGUUUGGAGAACAGUCUUCUGGUCUAAUAAUUUCUUUCAUGAAAAAUAUAGAAAUA